CGUGACUGGGAGGAGCCUGGCCUGGAGUGCGCGCUGGCCGCGGGGCGCGGGCGCCAUGGCGGAGCCCACCGUGUGCUCCUUCCUCACCAAGGUGCUGUGCGCGCACGGCGGCCGCAUGCUCCUGCCGGACCUGCGCGCCCACGUGGAGCUGUCGGAGGCGCGGCUGGGCGCGGUGCUGCGCCAGGCGGGGCCCGACCGCUUCCUGCUGCAGGAGGUGGCGGUGCCCGCGGGCCCCUGGGACCCCGAGGCCGAGGUGGCGGCGGGCGCGGGCGGCGCGGGCGGCGGCCCCGCGGCCUGGCGGGUGGUGGCCGUGUCCUCCGCGCGCCUGUGCGCCCGCUACCAGCGCGGCGAGUGCCAGGCCUGCGCCCAGCUGCACCUCUGCCGCCGCCACAUGCAGGGCAAGUGCCCGCACCGCGACUGCUGGUCUACCUGUACCCUUUCCCAUGAUAUCCACACACCUGUCAACAUCCAAGUGCUGAAAAACCAUGGGCUUUUUGGCCUCAAUGAGGCCCAGCUUCGGAUUCUGCUCUUACAGAACGACCCCUGCCUUUUACCAGAGGUCUGUCUGUGCUACAACAAAGGGGAAGCCCUGCAUGGCUACUGCAUCCUCAAGGACAAAUGCAACAAGUUUCACGUGUGCAAGUCCUUCGUCAGGGGGGAGUGCAGGCUUCAGAAAUGCAAACGGUCCCACCAGCUCAUCCACGCCGCAUCCCUGAAGCUGCUGGAGGACCAAGGACUGAAUGUUUCCAGUGUCGUCAAUUUCCAGAUCAUCUCUACCUACAGGCACGAGAAGCUGCACAAGAUGCUGGAAAAUAAAGAUAAUUCAUCUGCUUCUGUGGAGCACUCCCAGGGCCUUGAGAAGCAAGGAAGACCAGCUCCUGGGGCUGCAGAAGCCCGUCCCCCGGCUUCUGCCCCUGCCCAGGCGGCCAAGAAGCCAAGCGCAGGCCAAUAUUGUGUGUGCUGACCUACUUGCGGCUUUUGAUCCUGUGACUCUGCGUUUGUAAGUUCCCUCUCUCUCGGUGUCCCCCUUCUUCCCUUCACCUGCCUUAAAACCUGGUAAAAUUUGGUUCUUUAAAUGCCGGUUAAGGAGAGUCCUCAGCUCUCUAGCAUAGCACUUACUCCUUUGUAUUGCAGUGCCUUGUGCUUUUUCCCUAUGAUUGAACAGAAAUGUUAUUUUCUUGGGAAUUCUAACUGGUAUUUAGAUAUUUUAAGUAUGUAAAUCUAUACAUUUAUAAAUAAAAUUCAUUUGUAUUUUAUAUGUGCAUUUAGUAAUUUUUUUUGUUUUUAUUGCUAUAUACUCAAAGUAUAUUUUUUUUUCUGAGUGCUGUUUUGAGUUUUUGUAAACUGAUUUAUAAUGUCAUUAAUUUUUUCCCAGCUCUUUUGAGAAAUAAUGGACACAUAACAUGUGGAAGUUUAAGGUGUGCAAGGCUAUGAUUUCAUGCAUUUAUACUUGCAAAAUGAUGACUACAAUGAGGUUAGUUAGCACAUUUAUCACCUCACAUUUAUUAUUAUGUUAACAAUAAUGUAUUAUUGUCUCAUUGAGUUACUCUUUAAUAUUAUUUAGGAAUACUUUUACAAAAAAAUUUUUUUAAUAUAAUAUAUCAUUAUGGAAAUUUUGGAGAAUACAGGAAUGUAUUAAGAAGUAAGUAAUUAUCCAUAAUACUACUGUGUAGAGACAAUCACUGUUAGUAUUUUAAGAUAUCUUUUUCAGUCAUUUUUUUCAUGUACAUAUUCUUAAAUAUUGAGAGUAUACCAUAUAUACAAUUUCAUGUUAUGUUGUUUUGAACUGACAUUAUUUGCUAACCAUUUUCCUAUAUAAUUGAAAGCACUAACAAUUAUAUGUGAUGAUUUUGUUAAAUUUUUUUAUAUAUAUCAUUUAUUUAAUCAUAGUCCUGUUGUUGGAUAUUAUUGUUUGCUACAUUCUGGUACAUAAAUCUUUGUCUGCGCUUCUGAUCAUUUUCUUAGAUGUGGCUAUCCUGUACCAGAGGUAUGAAUAGUUUAGUCAAAAAAGCAUUUUGAAAAUGCCCAAGUGGCUGGACCAUUGACCCUCUCAGCAGUGUGGGGAUUGCCACUCUCCAGCAGCGUGUGCUGAAGGUACUUCCAUUGGGAUGGAAGACACAGGGUACCUUUUGUUUCUAAUGAGUUCUUCUGAGCAGGCAUUUAGAAAAGUACAUUGGUACUAAUUGCUACUUAACUACACGUUAAAGGCUCUAUUUUAAUCUGCUAGGCAUUAGCAUUAUGAUGCUGUGUGCAGUUUCUGAUGUUUUAUCUUUACUGAGAUUAUCUGCAUGGUCAGGUUGUAUGAGUGUGUGGUGUGUGUGUGUGUGUGUGUGUGUGUGUGUGUGUGUGAACUGACCGUGCAUUUAUCUUACAAGGAUAAAGUUUUAUUCUCCUGGGGCCUCCGAGGUGUUCCCUCUCAGGUGUUUAUGUCCCAGUACAUUUUUGUUUUAUGCAGAAAGUGAGACUGCCUCCCUCUCAUACACAUGGCAGGCCUCGGUUCAGGGAAGCGUCUGCUGACCUGAGUUGACCGUGUCUGCUUUCAGGUUUGGAGGGGCUCCUCUGGUCGAGGAAAACUCGGGAAUGCCUCAGACAGACCAUCCUGUGGGUCACACCUCUCCAGGCCCAUCACUGCACACCGGAAAACAGAAAGCAUCUUCCUUGUUCGAUCUCGUCUCAAUAUGUUCACGUUGCUCCCUCUGGUCUCUCCAGGUGCUGGGGUUCCUGACAUCUGAAACUUCUUCGGGAAACAGUGUCUGGCUGGGCUUCUUUGGGUCACUGCGUCUCCAGCCAUAAGCCCCUGCACCCACUGUAACCCCAUUCCUCACACCUACCCUGUCACAGGAGGUGGGAAGGAGUUUUCCAAGUGGCUGCAUUGCUGGGCUCCCCAUCACUCACUCACCUCGCUGGCUGAGGAGUCCCUGCACUGGAGCACCAGGCACAGGGACAGCGGCUGCUGGCUGCGUGGGCAGAGCGCUCUGUGUUAGUGACCUGGGUGACGGAGGCGCAUAGAGUCCCACCACACAGCUGCCCUGGCUUCACAGCCCACCAUCCUCCUCUUCCCUCCAGGACUCUCCACGGAGAAUCCAGUGAGUGUCCAAACCGCUCCAACUCAAAGACGCAUCACCCAUCAGAGCUCACACAUAAUGUAAAGAUACUAGAGGCCGAGCACUGGGGCUCAGGGUCCCUCAGCCCGGCCUGCGCCCUUUCAUAGUCAGGAGCCCUCGGAGGAUGCCCAGUUGACGGCUUAAGAUCGCUAUCCAUUCUAAGCCACAGUCAGACAUCCUUAGUGCUACCACGGAGGCAGGCUGCUGCGCCCCCCAGCCAUCAGCCCGGCUUGUGGCUGAGCAGCACUCCCCCUGUGGGAGUGCACUGACCAGCAGGGGGCAGCUCCUGUGUUGAGCAUCUGCCCCUGGUGGUCAAUGUGCGUCAUAACAACUGGUUGUCCUGCUGUUCGGUCAAUUUACAUAUUACCCUUUUAUUAUAUAGAAUUAUUACGUAGGAUAUCAUCAUUGCCUGGUUGCUAUGGGUCAGUUGCUUUAUCGUUGACUCAUGCACUAAGAGAUUGCUGGUUCAAUUCUUGGUUAGGGCACAGGCUUGACCCCCAAUAGGAGGCAUGCAGGAAGCAGCUGACCAAUGUUUCUCUCCCAUAGAUGUUUCUGUCUCUCUCCCUCUUCCUCUAAAACAUCAACAAAAACAAAAAAAAAGAUAUAUCAUUAAGAUAGUUUAGGUUAGGCCACAUUAGCAAACAACCAUUAAAUCUCAUGACAGCAAUUAAGAUUUGCUUUUCACUUGUGCUCAUGGUGGUUGGUUUCAGUUACGUUCCAUGUCCUUUUCACCUUGGGACCCAGUUUGACAGAGUAGACGCCGUCUGGACCAGUGCUGGUGUCCUGCAGGAAGAAACCUCAAGCUGACUCUUACAAUGAGGGUCUAUCUACUCUCCUUGCGUGGGUCAUGUGGCCACCCUGUGCACAGCAGGGCUGGAACGUAUCAUCCUACAUGGAGAGGUAUGGCAGGUCACAUGGCCACGCCUAACGUCAAUGGGCAAAGGUGAUAGUGCGCCUCCAGGACGCCCCGGUUAAUAUUGUCAACUCUAUAAUACAGUCACCACAGGAGGCAGCUCAGACAGGCGGUCUUCCUUGAGCUGCUGUGGAUGUGGGGGGCUUGUCCCUUUAAGAAUGCUAUAGAAUUUCUGAUGUUGGCAUACAUUGACAGCUUCCCCCGAGAUGUGCUCAACACUGACUGCAUGCUGACGAUGGAGGCAAACCAAGGUACUGCAGAGUUCUCGUUCUGGCCAGCGGCUGGAGGGACCCAGACCAGCACAGAGCCCCUGGGUCAGGAAAGGCGUGGAUGUGGGGCAGAGUGGCUACGUCGUUCAGGCUCAGGCGUGGCUUAGGCUACGGUGAACCGACUGUCCCUGGCUGCCCAGGACUGAGCGGUUUCCCUCAACAAUGUCAGGCACAGCCGGCCAACUGGUCACCCUAUCACAGGUGCUCUUCAUGCUGUCCCUUUUUUUCAACAUUGGCUUCUGGUGAAGUUGGGUUAAGGAAAUAGGUUGAUUCACUGUGUAGCAUUUAUAAUCCCUGAUUGGAUCAGCAAAGUAUGGGAGUGUGUGUGUGUGUGUGUGUGUGUGAGAGAGAGAGAGAGAGAGAGAGAGAGAGAGAGAGAGAGAGAGCGCGCCCCUGUGCCUUUAUCGGGGAAGGAAAAGCUCAUUCUGUGGCAAUGGAUAUUGCUUAUGGUUCAUCCAAUGAGGCAAUUGAUGCUGCUGGUAAGUCACCACAAGCAAUCCACCCUGGAACAGACAUGCCCUCUGAAAAGCCAUAAUUUGAUGGUUGAUGCCACUCCAUGCCUCUGGGCCUCGUUUUGCUUCUAAGACAAUAGGGCAGCGUCAGCUGGCAGAUGGCAGGCCAAGUUCUUGAGACACCCUCACCUGUAACCACUGAAUGUCAAAAGUUUACAGCAGAAGCACUUCAUCACAGACCCGUGCACCGUCCCUUCCGCUAAUCCCUGCUGUCGUCACCAGCUUCGUGGUCAUUUUCUCCUCCGCCCUCUGCCCCGAACCUCCCUGUACACCAGCCACUGCCAUUCAGUUUAUGGAGGGAAGUGUCCGCUUCCAUGGACUUCCAACCACCUUGUCCCUGAUGGUUUGCAUUCUGGUCCACCUGGCUCUGCCCAUUCUGUGGAAGAAGGAACAUGUUGGCUGAAUUUCAGAGGUGUCCUGCUCUUACAGGUUCUCCAGGUAAGACAGUUGGUCUGUCCAUCUCCUGCCACUCAUUCCACUUGGGGGUUGGUGAAUAACAAAACCUUAUGCUUUUCCCAUUGGGAAUGUACUCGCCACCUGUCAACUAUCAUGAGGACUGCUAUUUCAGCUCCAAGAUCUGUACUAAGUUAUAAGGUUAACCCCUUACAAGGGGAGGGAUUCCAACCAGCGGGGGUUAUACUCCAGGGACCUCCCAGAGGCAUGACUGGGAGGAGGCCAAAUUAAGACAGCAGUGAAUUUGUAGGCACAUUUUCCUUUUUUUGUCUCUGAGAAGGGAUUUAUGUUUUCCCUAUAAAAUCUGUAUCUUUGACAUAUGAAAGGCUUGUAUCUGCUACCCAAUCUUCUGCAAUGAGAAGACAAAACAGGAUGUGGCAUAUAAGCCUUGGGUAUUGGGCUCAUUUAGAGGUCAGAGCUUAUCUCUCCACCUCCCAUAACUAUAUGCAUCAAAACUAACUACAAGUUGGAGAUGAGGACAACCAAAGUCCAUUUUCUGCUAUUCAGAAAUGCCUCUAUUUUUACCUGAUCUUGGAGGUUUGGUGUGUAUUGAAUAUAUUGUUUCACUUUUUCUGCUCCGUGGCCUCCCUGUCAAGCUGCUGUUGAUCUAUGAACACAUAUGUAAGUACAUUAGAAGUGUUCGUUGUUGGUAGAACCAUGAAUAAAUUUUUCUGUAAUUUUAAUAAUCACAAUGUUAAUUAUCUAUUUUGGGAGUUAGGAAUGUCUAUCAUAUACAUAUAUAUAGUAUGUUUACAUAGUAUGACAUAUAAUACAUAUGGACAUCUCUAUAUAUAAUGCAUUAUAUAGAGAGUUUGAACAUCUUUCUCAUCUAUAUCCUCCCCACCCUCUGGAUUCUCUUUGAUCCUCACUCCCAAUAGGGUAAAACUAUCUGCUCACAACUUUGUUCACCUGUCAACUCCUUCAUUUUUUGGCUCUAUGUUUUUUUCUCUCUUUUCUUUCUAAUUGCUGGUUACCUCCUAAUUGCAUAUUUAUUUAUAUAUUUAAUGCACAAAAUUCAUGCAAAGGACUCGGCUCCCGCAGCCCCAGCUUCAGCUUAAAGGUCAUCUGGAAUGCUUUUAUUGUUAUAGAUUUUUAACCAGCACACAAAAAAAAUGUUUAUUAGAAGGAUACAAUAGUAAACUCAUAAAUGAAGGCUUCUUCCCUUUUAAGUUGGAUAUGAUUUAUUACUCAUUAUUAUUUAACUGAAUUUAUUAGGGUGCGUUAGAUUAUAGGUUUCAGGUGUACAAUUAGAUCAUAUAGGUUUCAGGUGUACAAUUCUAUAAUUAUCUGUAUAUUGCAGUGAUAUUCAACCGGUGUGCACAAGAGUGUUUAAAACAUGCCAUACCUGACUAGUUAGGGACACUGAUGUUUUCUCUCUUAGAUUAUCAAAUUAAAAAUGACAGCAGCCAAC
This is a messenger RNA of Pipistrellus kuhlii (Kuhl's pipistrelle), 6662 nucleotides long. RefSeq names its product zinc finger CCCH-type containing, antiviral 1 like (gene ZC3HAV1L). NCBI's taxonomy places the organism in Eukaryota, Metazoa, Chordata, Mammalia, Chiroptera, Vespertilionidae. The record is from RefSeq and is a predicted model, not a curated record. Bases 56 to 964 code for a protein of 302 amino acids. The transcript is spliced from 5 exons. Gene Ontology annotation, molecular function: metal ion binding.